Bolinopsis microptera is the source of this 1154-nucleotide messenger RNA. RefSeq lists its product as uncharacterized. The record is from RefSeq and is a predicted model, not a curated record. Lineage: Eukaryota; Metazoa; Ctenophora; Tentaculata; Lobata; Bolinopsidae. Bases 3 to 1154 code for a protein of 383 amino acids. The transcript is spliced from 9 exons.
CAAUGCAGCUAUCUGAGGACCCGGUUCAUCGAUUGAUUGAUUUUGAAGACAGAUUCGCAGAGUUUACUCGUUUCACACUGCAAGGAGAACAAGAUUUUCAUGUUGGACUAAGGUCAGACCUUGACAGAGAGUAUCAAAGAUACGGGGUUAGUGUCUCCGGCCCCGUAACUUUCAAAUCUCACAACCACAUGGAUCAGGAAAAGCACAAGAUGGUGGUGUGUGACGGUGCCCCACUGGAGGCCUCUAAAAUAGUUUCUUCAGUUUUAGGUCGCGUCAAUAACAAAGUGACAUCUGGGGAAAUAACUCUCGUUAAUGACAAUGAAGGAACAAGUUUUAAGUCAGGUACAGAGGAACCUGUCAGUGGAACUCCUAUUCCCGAGCUGGAGGAGGCUAUCAAGAGUAUCUCCGCGCGCAUUGAGCGGAUAUUGUCGCCGCCAAAAGAGAGGAAUAAGGAAGAACUGUUAGAAGAAAUAAAGACUAAAAUCAAUGAAGAAACAAAGAAACUGCAAAAUAUGAACCGGCAAGCAUCACUGGUUGGUGGAAAUGUUCAUGAAAAUUCAGGGCAUCCUGCAGCUAACCAACCCCCUCAAGAACCUGUAGAGAAAGCUAGGUCUGAGCACAUGUUCAUUACAGAAAUAUUCGAAAAAUCGGAGUCUCUGAACUCGUCUCCUCAGUCGGGUGGCAACAAGGAGCAGGACUCGGAACAUUUUAAUUUUGAGGAGAUCAUCAGAAAGAAAACAGGACGUGGUCUCCAAGAGUCAGUACAUCUGGAUGUGGAGACAGAAAAAGAAUGGGAACUGGAGACUGAAAAUAUGCCAAUGGAAAUAGCUACUAGUCCCGACACUCACAAUCUGUAUAAUGUCAAGAAAAAGGAAAUGAAGGAAAAUGGUCCAGUGUCACAUCACCUUACCAUAGAGGACGCAGACGCAGAAAACAACAACGGUUCUUCGAGGAUAGCUGCUAUUAGUGACGAUAAAAAGUCAGCUGAAGUCCUGGAGGGAGAAAUAGCAGUUCUCCAAAAGGAGGUGAAGUGGCUGGAAGAGGAAAUAAAGGCUCUCAAAGGGACAGUUGUGGAAAGAAAUGCGAGACUUGCUGAGUCUCACCAACUCAGAAGAAAUUUGGAAGAGGAACUCUCCCUCAUGCACAGAAAGUGA